Molecule: messenger RNA, 2792 nt
Organism: Labrus mixtus (cuckoo wrasse)
Lineage: Eukaryota; Metazoa; Chordata; Actinopteri; Labriformes; Labridae
Gene: dgat2
Product: diacylglycerol O-acyltransferase 2
Exons: 8
Coding region: 330-1415 (361 amino acids)
Biological process (GO): triglyceride biosynthetic process
Cellular component (GO): endoplasmic reticulum membrane
Molecular function (GO): diacylglycerol O-acyltransferase activity
Source: RefSeq, a predicted model, not a curated record
UACUCCAGACACACUGCCUCCUCCACCUGCCCAACCAGGCUCCUCUACCUGCAGCCACACACCUCUCUCUGCUCCUGACACCCUGGGUGUGUGAGUCUCAUCUACAGCCUCUGGUGUGAGUGUGUGUGUGUGUGUGUGUGUGUGUGUGUGUGUGUGUGUGUGUGUGGCUCCUCCUCCCGCACUGAUUAAAUGCCCGCUGCUCGCCGCUCUCAGUUGCAGUUGACGGGAGUCUUGAGAGUGAGAGGAGCUGUGGAGUUGGACUUUUAUCAUCCUGACAGCAAGAGUCAGAGUUUCUUCUCUUACACCACCCAAAGAAGAAGAGAUCAGCUAUGAAGACCAUCCUUGCUGCCUACUCCGGCGUCCUCAAAGGCACGGGCUCCAGCAUCCUCUCUGCCCUGCAGGAGCUGCCUGUAGCAUUCUGGCCCUGCACGUCCAAGAUGGAGAAACAUCUGCAGGUGAUCUCUGUGCUACAGUGGGUCAUCAGCUUCUUGGCCAUGGGCGCUGCCUGCACGGUGCUGCUCAUCUACAUGUUCUGCACAGACUGCUGGAUCAUCGCUGCCAUGUACACCGCCUGGCUCAUCGUUGACUGGAACACCCCCAAACAAGGUGGCAGGAGAUCGUCCUGGGUGAGAAACUGGACGGUGUGGACAUAUUUCAGAGACUACUUCCCAGUCAGGCUCAUUAAAACCCACAACCUGCUGCCCAGCCGGAACUACAUCUUCGGCUACCACCCCCACGGCAUCUUCUGCUUCGGUGCUUUCUGCAACUUUGGGACAGAGGCCACCGGCUUCACCAAGAAAUUCCCUGGCAUCAAACCCUCCCUGGCAACCCUGGCCGGAAACUUCCGCUUGCCGGUCCUGCGAGACUAUCUGAUGUCUGGAGGUAUCUGUCCUGUGAACAAGAACUCCAUCGACUACCUGCUGUCACGCAACGGGACAGGAAAUGCCGUCGUCAUCGUAGUCGGAGGAGCGGCAGAGUCGCUGCAGUGCGCUCCUGGCAUGAAUUCUGUCACCCUGAAGAAUCGAAAAGGCUUCGUGAGGCUGGCCCUGCAGAAAGGGUCUGACCUGGUUCCGGUGUAUUCCUUCGGAGAGAACGACGCCUACAAGCAGGUGAUCUUCGAGGAGGGGACGGUCUGCAGAGCUGUACAGAAGAGGUUGCAGAAGCUGUUAGGCUUCGCCCCAUGCCUUUUCCACGGAUGUGGCCUCUUCUUCGGCAACUCCUGGGGCAUCGUGCCUUAUGGAAAACCCAUCACCACGAUAGUUGGGGAGCCAAUCACAGUGCCAAAAAUUGAGGACCCCUCUGAAGAGAUGGUGGAUCUGUACCACUCGAUGUACGUCAAGUCCCUGCUGUGCCUUUUCGACAAGUACAAGACUCGGUUCGGCCUGAAGGAGAGCGACGUCCUGUGCAUUCAGUGAGAGGACCAGAGGGUUGUUCCUGUUGAAGCUCUGAACUGUGUCAGCAUCUCCAGACCCAUCCGCCUCCCCCUUCCCCACCUUACACCCCCUCCCCGUCCAAUAUUGGUGCCUGGUUUGGAUUAUCUCUGGACUGCAGACUCUACACAUGAGCACAUUUGCUAAAGAAACCUUUGCUCUCUGCAUCAUAUCACACACACAUGUAGUCAUAGUUCCUCCUCAGGCAGUGGCAGGUUUGAACUCGAGUCGCCUCUCCCUGCUGCUGCCACUGGGUUCAUCAAGUCUGGCUUGGACAAAGCUAAACCAAAUCCCACUCAAAAAAAUGUGCCUUUCUAGUUUCUUUUUUUGUGAGGGGUCGAACUGUGUUAUAAAUGCAGAGGGUGUUACGGCCCACUAGAUGGAGCUGGAGGGUAACGGAAAGGACUAAAAGAAGUGCCAAUGUGUUCUUUCUCUCAUAUAAUUCUCCUUUUUAGGAUCCCAUUGUAUGCUGAAUGCACAAACAAUGCAAACCCAAGCUACCACAUAAGUAUUGGGAUCAUAAACCCAAAGAUUAAUUGAGCCAAAGACCUAUCGUAUCCCCACAGAUAGCAUGUAUUUCUACUGUGUGUAAAGCCAAAGGUGGGGGAAUUUACAGAGUGGAUGUAUAUUGUGAAUGCACAAUACCUGUGUGCCUGUGAUUUGUACAAUGCCAAAAAGUAUUAAUUGUAUUCUGUAGAGGGGAAAAGGCAGAUUUCAGUGCCUGUCCCUCAAAUGAAUAUUCCUGAUGCACUUUUUGUAAUGCUGAACAAUAAUGCCUUUUGAGAAGACAAUUUUCCAAGACAGUCACAGUGCUGCUUGGCUUCAUUUCCCUCUGUGUCCUACAGGUGUUCAGGUCUGGAUGGGUGUGUUUAGUCUAUGCAAGAAAAACGACAACGAUGCCUUGAAUCUGCGAGCAUUUUGCAAAGUGUUGAGAUGCAGUUGAAGAUGAAGUUUUAUAGGUGAAAAUCUUGACGUUUGAUGAUUCCAGUUUACAGUGGAGCCAUUUGUAACAUUGCCAUGGGUGCUAGAUGAAAGAGAUGGGAUUGUACUGGUCGUGCAACUGGUAUAAUGUUAUAUUGAAGGGUGUCAAGAUUACUUUUUGUGAAACAAGAGUAUGUGAGUGGAGAAUAUAUCCCUGGAAUCAUCAAAGUAAGUAUGUAGAUGGGUGGUAAAUCAUAAGAUUGUCAUUUGAAGAGCGAUUUCCUCUGAUUUCACCUCUGUGACUUCUUAUAAAGAGCAGUGUAAUCCAUGUGCAAUAAUACAUUUGCAAGGAAUAAACAGCGAGACCUGUCGAUGUGACAACUAUAGCAUCACUUGUCUGCCAAUAUUUAAAUUAAAACUUUUUUUAUGUUUUCAGAAGGA